Molecule: messenger RNA, 884 nt
Organism: Anolis carolinensis (green anole)
Lineage: Eukaryota; Metazoa; Chordata; Lepidosauria; Squamata; Anolidae
Product: mast cell protease 2-like
Exons: 5
Coding region: 84-815 (243 amino acids)
Biological process (GO): proteolysis
Molecular function (GO): serine-type endopeptidase activity
Source: RefSeq, a predicted model, not a curated record
AUGUCAGAGAUGGCAGAUAGCAGUAUAUAAAAGACAGAACGGUGAAAGCGAUUCUGCUUUGGAAGCAAAGGAAAGGAGCGGAGAUGGAGCCCCGAAUUGUCCUUCUUCUCCUCUCUUCUGCCCAGUUUGCCUUCACGGGCACCCUGCGCCACCAGAUCGUGGGUGGGCACGAAGCCCGGCCCCAUUCGCGGCCCUAUGCGGUGGCGCUGAAGGUCUAUGGUAACUUCGCCUGCGGAGGGUUCCUCAUCGCGCCCCAAUGGGUCAUGACGGCGGCCCAUUGUAAUGGUGACAUCCAGGUCAUCCUCGGGGCCCACGAUCUGAACGCCAUCGAAGAGACUGCCCAAGUCUUGGCUGUGGAAAGCUACCACAUGCACCCCGGUUUCAACUUUAUGAGAGGCCUUCCGUACGAUGACAUCCUUCUGCUCAAGCUGGAGCGCGAGGCCAAGCUCAACCGCUUCGUCCAGCCCAUCCUUCUGCCGAAGACCGACAGCGACCUGCCCAAGAACACGCGGUGCUUCGUGGCCGGAUGGGGGCGCAUCGACGAGAGGGGACCAGUCACCUCCAAGCUCUUUGAGACCAACGUCACCAUCCCUGGGCGCAGGCAGUGCCUCCUCUUCCGCCCCGAAAUUACCGACCAGAUGCUGUGCGCCGGCAGCCGUUCUUCGAUCUGCGAUGUCAGCAAUGGCGAUUCCGGGAGUGCCAUGGUGUGCAACGGAGCGGCACAUGGCAUCGUCUCCUACGGCUUCCAGGUCCCCCCUUCCAUUUACACCCGGGUCGCUGCCUACCUUCCGUGGAUCAAGGAGAUCAUGGGCUGAAGGGUCGGCGAGGCCCGGAGAUCCCGGUGGCACGUUUGCUCGUGAAAUAAACCAAUCCUAGCAUCCAAA